AACUUUUAGAAUACUUUUGUUUUUUUAAGUCCACAAAUAGUAUACUUGAUUUAGUUUCAUAAAAAAUGGGCUGGGAUAUUGAUAGAUUUCCUGAAGGAGAAGUUCACUUAGAGUUAGUUUGUUGUAUUUGCACAUGUGUUUUGGAAGAACCUGUUGAGUCACCCUGUCGUCAUGUGUUUUGCUCAAAAUGUAUUAGAACUUGGCUGCGUAAUCAAAAUUCUUGCCCUCAGUGUCGCUCAACAGUUCAUAAGAAAGAUUUAAUUUCAGCACUUCCUGCUUUAAAAAAUAUUAUUAGCAAGCAAAGAAUAUUUUGUGAAUUUAAGGAUUUGGGUUGUCCAGAUAUUGUUCCUAUAGAGCAGCUUGAGAGUCAUACACUUGUUUGUCAAUAUGGUUUAAUAGCUUGUUUGAACUUAGGCUGUAAUGUUAAAGUUUUGCGUAAAGAUUUUAAGUUACAUUCAGAUGUAUGUGCCAAGAGAAUGGUUUUAUGUGAUCUAGGGUGUGAAAUGUUUUAUACAGUUGGUGAAAAAGCAACUCAUAAUUGCAUUCGCUCAUUAUACUCUCAUUUUCAAGAUGUGACAAAUGAGCUUAUGAGUCGUAUAUCAAAGCUAGAGGAACAAGUAAAUAUACUUACUUCAAAAAGUAAUCAAAGCACUCAAACAUCUUGUCUUACUUUGCCAAAUGGAGUUUACAUGUCUGCUCCAUUUUCUAAUGUAUCAUCACAAUCAUAUGAGGCUCUGAACACAACCGGGAAUGAUCACCAUGGUUUAAACAAUGCAAAUCUUACAAGCUACCCUAUAGAGAGUAGUGAUUUAUCAGAUGUAGUUGAAUCCAUUGAUUCAGAUGCUACACAUGAAAUUUCUCCACCAGUUUCUCCAACCAUGUCAGAUAUUUGCGACGAUCUUGUUCAAAACUCAAACUAUUUUAUACGCUAUUUCAGAAAUAUUGAACGCACGUACCCAAUUAGGCGUCCUCAUAGAAGAUCUCGCCAAGCUAUUCAUCGUUCUCGCUCACCUCAAAUUUAUUCAGCUUUUCAAGGAUCCUUGCACUUAAAUAACUCAAGAAAUAGAAUAAAUCAAGAAGACAAUCGCAGGCUAACAGACAAUGAUAGACACAUAAGUACUGAUCCAAUAAUAUUAGAGAAUGUUUCUGAAAUUUCUGCUUCAUCUACAGAAUCAGAUACUGAAUGAGAUUUUUUUUACGUUAUUGUUUUGAAAAUUUAAAAUAUUAAAAAUUUUAAAAAGGUUUAUAUUUUCGGUUUGAAUUGUAUUUAUAUUAUAUAAAGAUAUUUAAAUCUGAAAAA
Messenger RNA from Hydra vulgaris (swiftwater hydra), 1300 nucleotides. Its product is annotated as E3 ubiquitin-protein ligase PDZRN3-B. Lineage: Eukaryota; Metazoa; Cnidaria; Hydrozoa; Anthoathecata; Hydridae. Gene Ontology annotation, molecular function: zinc ion binding. The record is from RefSeq and is a predicted model, not a curated record.